CGUCUGUCUAGUCGUCGACGGUAGAAGCGCAGACGUUCUUGGGGACUCUUGGGGAAAGAAAAAAGUUCUUUGUUUUGUCAUUUUUAUUUAAAUACUUCAGAAUUGAUUUGUAGUGUUACCUUCUGUCUAAAGUUAUGGCCUCUUCGGAUGUAGCACGGCAGCCGGAUAAAGGAGUCCGGCCCUUGUCCCUGGCUGGCCACGUGGGUUUUGACAGCCUUCCAGAUCAGCUGGUCAACAAGUCUAUCUGCCAGGGCUUCUGCUUCAAUAUUCUAUGCAUUGGUGAGACUGGUAUUGGCAAGUCUACGCUGAUGGAUACUUUAUUCAAUACUAACUUUGAGAACUUUGAGUCAUCCCACUUUGAACCUCAGGUGAAGCUGCGGGCUCAAACCUAUGACCUGCAGGAGAGUAAUGUCAGACUACGCCUCACUGUUGUCAACACUGUGGGCUUUGGAGAUCAAAUGAACAAACAAGAGAGCUAUCAGCCAGUUGUGGACUACAUCGACAAGCAGUUUGAGAGUUACCUACAGGAGGAGCUAAAGAUCAAGCGUUCUCUGCACAACUACCAUGACUCACGAGUCCAUGCCUGCCUUUACUUCAUCUCCCCUUCAGGUCACUCACUAAAAUCCUUGGACCUGGUCACCAUGAAGAAACUAGACAGCAAGGUGAACAUCAUCCCAGUAAUUGCCAAAGCCGACACCAUCAGUAAGAGCGAGCUGCACAAGUUCAAGAUCAAGAUCAUGAGUGAGCUGGUCAGUAAUGGUGUCCAGAUCUACCAGUUCCCUCUGGACGAUGAGACUGUGGCCAAAGUCAACACUACAAUGAAUGGUCAUUUGCCAUUUGCUGUAGUCGGCAGUACUGAGGAAGUCUGCGUUGGCAAUAAGAUGGUGAAAGCUCGCCAGUAUCCAUGGGGUGUUGUCCAAGUGGAGAAUGAACAUCACUGUGACUUUGUGAAGCUGAGAGAGAUGCUCAUUUGUGUCAAUAUGGAGGACUUGAGGGAGCAGACUCAUACGCGCCAUUAUGAGCUUUACAGACGCUGCAAACUUGAAGAAAUGGGGUUCAAGGACACGGACCCAGAGUGCAAACCUGUCAGUUUGCAGCAGACUUAUGAGGCCAAGCGUCAGGAGUUCCUGGUGGAGCUGCAGAAGAGAGAGGAUGAGAUGAGGCAAAUUUUUGUGCAGAGGGUGAAGGAGAAGGAAGCUGAACUGAAGGACGCCGAGAGAGAGCUGCAGAGCCGUUUUGAGCAGCUGAAGCGUCUCCACGCAGACGAGAAAGCAGCUCUGGAGGAGAAGAAGCGGCUUCUUGAUGACGAUCAGAGCUCUUUCAGUAAGAGACGAGCUGCCGCUCAGCUCCUGCAGGCUCAGAGCCUCACAGCCAACGGCAAGAAGGACAAAGACCGCAAGAACUCUGGCUUCAUGUGAGGACCUUUGGACAUGACACUCCAUUACGAAUUGUUUAACCAGUGACACUGUUCACAUUGCCUUCAGCCAGUCUCAAACACUAACCCGAAGAACACACAGGCCGGCAGCAUGUGAGCCUGGUUUGCCAAAGUUUAAAAACUAUUUCCAAAAAUCAUUUUGUACACUUUACUUCUUGUUUUUAAUCACUUGUGUAGGUUUUAUGACUUUUUGUGUAUUGUUUUUUGUAUUUAUCCUUUCAUAAAUUUCGUCAUUUUCUAUGUACCUCCUUCCCCUUUUUACCCUCUGCCGGACUGAGAGUUACGCUCCUCACCAGCUUCUGUUUACAGAUCAAAUGACUUGGACAGGUACAGUAAUAGCGUGGCUUCUUCAUACACUGCCAGGUUUCUAAUAAUGCCACAAAAAAGUGGUUUUCAGAUUUGCUCUAAAGGUGAAGAAGGCCAGUUUUUCAUAAGUUAAUUAACAAUUAAUCUAACAACACUGAACAAGUUUUCAUCAUUCUUCAAGGAGUAAUUGAAUACAGAAUUUAUUUUAUAAACAACGGUAGCAGGGUAUAUUCUUUUAAGUAAAAAUAUGACGUGAAAUUGGUUAACAUUAGUCCUCUGAACCUUCAGUUUAUUUAAACAAUGAAAUUAAAUAGAAACUCAAAUAUUAUAUAUUCAUGUCAGUAUUUGUGAUCUUAUAGUGCUUAAAUAGUUUAACUGAGGCGUUUAUCUGAAAGGGUUCAAAUUUCAUCUGUUACCAUUUCCUGUUGGUUUAAUUCACACAGACUUCUUCGGAAUAACAAGUAAAGGGUAUUUUUCCUCUUAUUCCUUCAAAUCUGCAGCAGCCACAUUGGUCGUCGUUGAGGGAAGAACUGGUUUGUGGACCUCUCUAAUGCAUUUACACAUUUACAAAACACUUUGCUAGUAUAAUGGGUGCGAGACUUGAUUUGGGAUUAAAACUUGUUUAUAUGUAUCUAUAAAUUACUCUGUUUUUUUCCUGUUGGGACAAACUGAAACUGGCUGAAUCGCUGGGUAAAAAAACUAUGCAUCAUAUUAUGUCAGUGUUUGCUUAGGAGGCAAAUGAAGAGAAGGCUGAUAUUUUUCUGUGUUACUCUAUUUUUACAUAUAUGUAUUCACUUCUCUUUGUACUGUAAACUACAAGAUAUCAAGCAGAACACUGUGGUGCUGGUUUCCAGAAAUGUGUGAUCAAUAAGCCGAACAUUAAUUCACUUUUACUGACUCUUGAUUCUUAUACUAUUGUUUAAAAAUGUGUUAGUGCCUUAACUGUGUAAGACUUAGAGAUACACUAUCUACACACUGACUUGCAGGAAAAAAUCUCAGCCACAUUUGUACUACGACUUUAAGGAUCAAACUGUAUCAUUUGGGAUUUUUCUUUCUUUCUUUUUAAAUAAACCUUUUUGUAUUUUUUCCAUGA
Molecule: messenger RNA, 2834 nt
Organism: Melanotaenia boesemani (Boeseman's rainbowfish)
Lineage: Eukaryota; Metazoa; Chordata; Actinopteri; Atheriniformes; Melanotaeniidae
Gene: septin10
Product: septin 10
Exons: 10
Coding region: 135-1418 (427 amino acids)
Biological process (GO): cytoskeleton-dependent cytokinesis
Cellular component (GO): septin complex; microtubule cytoskeleton; cell division site
Molecular function (GO): GTPase activity; GTP binding; molecular adaptor activity
Source: RefSeq, a predicted model, not a curated record